CUUUUUGACUCAACUUUAGGGUGGUUUGGAGUACUUUACCAUCCUCAUAGGGGUCCUUCUCGCAACUCAAUCUAACACUCCAAAUAAUACAGCCCAGAAAUUUCGUCGUCAUGCCCAAAGUAUACCUCCUUGACUACGUGGCCGGCAAUGUUCGGUCGCUUGUCAAUGCCAUUGAAAAAGUAGGCUAUACCGUGGAGUGGAUUAGAGAGCCUGCCGAUGUUGCCAAAGCAGAUAAACUCAUUCUCCCCGGUGUCGGCCAUUUCGGCCACUGUCUCUCGCAGUUCGAGCAGGGCGGAUAUGUCGAACCCAUUCGAGAACACAUCAAAUCAGGAAAACCUUUUAUGGGAAUCUGUGUCGGCUUGCAAGCUCUCUUUGAGAGCUCCGAAGAAGACCCCAAUGUGAAGGGUUUCGGGAUUAUCCCAGGUCAGCUAGUGAAGUUUGAUGAUUCUACAAAGAGUGUUCCCCAUAUCGGAUGGAAUUCGGCCAAUACUUCGAAGGGCAACGAAGUGACUCGGGAAAGCUUGUUCGGCCUCAACCCAUCAAGCAAAUAUUACUAUGUCCACUCCUAUGCUGCGCCUUACCGCAAGGGCUACUAUGAGGCGGAUGGCUGGUCUGUGGCUACGGCAAGAUAUGGAGAGGAAGAAUUCGUUGGAGCUAUCGCAAAGGACAAUAUAUUUGCCACACAAUUCCACCCAGAGAAGAGCGGUAUAGCUGGAUUGAGAGUCUUGAAAGCCUUUUUGGAUGGCACGCGCUUAGACACUCUCAAGGAGCAGCCUUCCCUGGCUACCUCAAAAGAAGGUCUGACAAGACGGGUUAUUGCAUGCCUCGACGUCCGAACGAAUGAUGCCGGAGACCUUGUGGUCACCAAAGGUGAUCAAUAUGACGUGCGUGAGAAGGAGGGUGUGGACGCCGGGGGGCAGGUUAGGAACCUUGGAAAGCCUGUGGACAUGGCGCGAAAAUACUACGAGCAAGGCUCAGACGAAGUUACUUUUCUCAACAUCACUUCUUUCCGGAAUUGCCCUCUAGCUGAUUUGCCCAUGCUCGAAAUUUUGAGGCGAACAGCUGAGACAGUCUUCGUACCUCUAACCAUCGGUGGCGGUAUCCGAGAUAGUGUCGAUACCGAUGGGACCAAGGUAUCCGCCUUGGAAGUCGCAAAGCUGUACUUCAAAUCUGGUGCCGACAAAGUCAGUAUCGGCUCAGAUGCCGUGACGGCUGCCGAGGAAUAUGAAGCUGCGGGCAAAAAGUUGUCGGGCCAGACGGCCAUUGAAACUAUCUCAAACGCAUAUGGAAGGCAGGCAGUCGUUGUCAGUGUUGACCCGAAGAGGAUUUAUGUACGCAGCCCAGAGGAAACACCGCAUCGCACUAUCAAGACAAAAUUCCCAGGACCCAAUGGCGAAGAAUACUGUUGGUAUCAGUGCACCAUUAAGGGUGGAAGAGAAGGGCGAGACUUUGACGUUCACCAACUCGUUUCUGCCGUUGAGGCAAUGGGAGCUGGUGAAAUCUUGCUCAAUUGCAUCGACAAAGACGGCAGUAAUAGCGGCUUCGAUCUCGAAUUGAUUAGCACGGUGAAAGAGACGAUCAAGAUCCCGGUGAUUGCCUCAAGUGGUGCCGGCAACCCGGCCCACUUCGCCGAGGUAUUUGAGAAGACAACUACGGAUGCUGCUCUUGGAGCUGGCAUGUUCCAUCGUGGUGAAUACACUGUCAAGCAGGUCAAAGACUACCUGGAGAGUGAGGGAUUGAUGGUCCGCAGAUUCGAGGAAGAAUUAUGAAAACAUUCAAAGAGCGUAGAUUUCACUGUAUUUUAAAGAUAUCAUUUGUAGCUUAGUUUCCCCUCUGUAGAUAGUGCAAAAGAAGCAUGGCUAGAGUUUAAAGCUUUUGGAUUGCACUCGUCAGAUCAUCAUUCAAAUCAGAUGUGGCCCA
Messenger RNA from Xylona heveae TC161, 1920 nucleotides. RefSeq names its product imidazole glycerol phosphate synthase HisHF. Bases 111 to 1769 code for a protein of 552 amino acids. The transcript is spliced from 3 exons. NCBI's taxonomy places the organism in Eukaryota, Fungi, Ascomycota, Xylonomycetes, Xylonales, Xylonaceae. Gene Ontology annotation, molecular function: imidazoleglycerol-phosphate synthase activity; oxo-acid-lyase activity. The record is from RefSeq and is a predicted model, not a curated record. Gene Ontology annotation, biological process: L-histidine biosynthetic process.